Messenger RNA from Rhineura floridana, 7357 nucleotides. RefSeq names its product retinoic acid induced 1 (gene RAI1). Bases 461 to 6277 code for a protein of 1938 amino acids. Lineage: Eukaryota; Metazoa; Chordata; Lepidosauria; Squamata; Rhineuridae. The transcript is spliced from 6 exons. Gene Ontology annotation, cellular component: nucleus. Gene Ontology annotation, biological process: regulation of transcription by RNA polymerase II; circadian regulation of gene expression. The record is from RefSeq and is a predicted model, not a curated record.
CCCUCCCUCUUCCUGUGCAGUGUGGGAUCUGGCUUCCCCGCCACGCUAUGGCAAGCAAGAGCUUGGCUGAAGCAGGCAGAGCCGCCCAGGAUCGUCGGGGCCCAGCCCGGAGGCGCCGCGCGUAAGCUCCCCCGCGCCCUGGGGGCUGGCCCUCCCGUCUCUACCCGGCCACCCGUCCCCGUCUCCUUGUGGGGGCGUUGUGCUUCCAGGCGUCCGGAGGGCCGGGCUCGGAGGAUGGCUGGCCCCGGCACGGACCUGCCCGGCGAUCGGCGGCGUCUGCAACAGCAGCAGCAGCAGCGAGCGGAUUCCUGUAGCCAGUGAGAUCGGCGCCGACGGGACAGCGGACGGAGGAUCUAAUCUGUGGCUACUCUGUUCUGGAAGAACGCAAGGAGAUAGAGCGAGGAGUGCCAAAGCGGAGACAGAAGAGGACAGGAAAGCAAGCAGAUAACAAGGCCCGGCCAUGCAGUCCUUUCGGGAAAGGUGUGGUUUCCAUGGCAACCAGCAGAACUACCAGCCGGCUUCUUCGCAAGAUUCAUCACGCCUGGAGAAUUACAGGCAUCAAAGCCAGGCUGGGCCGCACUGCGAUCGUCAGAGGCUGGUGGCAAAAGAGUACUACAGCCAGCAGCAGCAGCAGCAGCAGCCUUUGCCUUACCAAGGCUACGGAGAAAAUAGCACCGUGGAGAAAUAUAACCGGGGGAAUAAGCAACUACGCAGCCAGCAGCUCCCGGGCAGGCCGACGUCCUUUCCUAAUUAUACCGUCCAAGAGAAUAGCCCCUAUCCGGCCCGUUAUUCUGGAGAGGAAGGCCUGCAGGCCUGGGGGUCGCCACAGCAGCAACCCCCACAGGCCUUACCAGGAGGAGUGGCUAAAUAUGAGGAAAAUUUGAUGAAAAAGACAGCCACUCCCUCGGGCAGCAGACCGUACCAUGAGCAGGCCCCCCAGCUCCCAUUCCGAACUCACUCUCUGCACCUCCAGCAGCAGCAGCACUCUACCUUGACAUAUCCCAAGCUCCCAAGGCAGAAAAUCCAGAAUGACGUGGCUUCCCCCAUGUCGUUUCCGCAGGGCGCCCACUUUACCCAGCAUUCCCAGUCUUUCCAGGGCUCCUCAACAUACACGGUUCAAAGUGGGAGCCAAGCUGCUCAUUCCUACAAAAGCUGUAGCGCUCCCUCAGCACCACCACAGCAUGAAAGGACUCUCGGAAAUGCCGCUAACCUGCCCUCUGCGCAACGGGUCCAGAGCCUACACAGCUAUCAGCCUAACCGAAUCAGCUACGACCAACAACAGCAGCAGCAGCAGCAGCCGCAACAACAAUCCAUGCAAGGGAGACAUCAUUCCCAAGAGGCCCUUCACUAUCAAAAUCUAGCAAAAUAUCAGCAUUACAACCAGCCGGGACAGAGCUACUGUCAAGCUGAUGCUCCAGUGAGGACACCGGACCAGUAUUACCAAACAUUUAGCCCCAGUUCCAGUCAUUCUCCGGCUCGCUCUGUCGGCAGGUCCCCGUCCUAUAGUUCUACUCCUUCCCCACUGAUGCCUAACUUGGAGAAUUUCCAAUACAGCCAGCAGUCUUUGAGCACAGGAACAUUCCCAGCAAGCCUUGCUGACCACAGCCAUUUUAUGCCUUUGUUGAACCCUUCACCGACUGAUGGGUCAAGCCCAGAUGCUCAGCCGUCUGGCAACUGCAAGAACUUGCCGAAGGAGAAAAUCCCAGAGAACCUCUUGUCCGAUCUGAGUCUCCAGAGCCUCACAGCGCUCACCUCUCAGGUCGAAAACAUUUCCAACACCGUCCAGCAGCUUCUCCUUUCCAAAUCCACAGGAAUGCCCCAGAAAAAAGGCAUCAAAAGUUCACCAAGGACACCAGAGCAGCUCAAAGGUCAGCACUGCAGCCCUGAAGGUAACAAUUACCCUGCUGAGCAAGCAGGGACUCCCCUUUCAGACCCCCUUAGCACUCCGCAAUCAGUCCAUGCUGAAACCCAGGAUACUGAUUACCUGAGUGGAUCUGAAGAGCAACUGGAAAGGGGCUUCCUCUACUGUAAUCAGAGCCGCAGCCCAGCCCGUGUCAAUAGCAACUCCAAGGCGAAGCCCGAGUCAGUGUCCACAUGCUCGGUGACUUCUCCCGAUGACAUGUCCACCAAGUCAGACGAUUCCUUCCAAAGCAUCCACGCCAGCCUGCCGCUGGAGACCUUUACCAAGUUUGUGGCCAACGAGAGGGAUUGCCCGAGACUGCUCCUCAGCGCUCUGUCUCACGAGGAGCUUGCCUCUGAAAUCAUUGGUUUGCAAGAUGCUAUCAAUGAGAAAGCCGACAAAGGCUGGGCCAGUUCCCAUGCUCCAAACAAAGACCCCGACAAACCCCCUUUCCACUUGGAGAAUCACAGAACCUGCCUGGACUCUGUAGUCAAAAGCCCAUGGUCCAAUCAGGGGGACUCAAAUACCCUUGCCGAACCCUUGAAGUUAGACAAAGCUUUGGGGGGAAAUAAUGGGAAGAAUUUCACUGAGGAGGUGUACGACAACUCCCAGGUGGUGUUUACAACAGCAGAGACAAAGAAUUCCCUAAAAACAACCAGCUCCGUGGGCUACAACUCCAAACCCAAUAUCUCGGCUGCCACCUCCAGCUCCGAGACCACAAGUUUCAGCUGCUAUUCAAAUGCCACAGGCAAUUCAGUGGGUUCUGAAAGCGCCAUGGAGAAUUUUGACUGGCCAGACGAAAACCUCAGCGACACAUGGAAAGAACUCGGGUCGAGCCUUCAAGCGUCAGACCUUUCCAAGAGCUUGUUCUCUAGCAAACUGAGUGAGACGUCCGAGGAGAAAAAAAAUGCCUGCUGCUUGAGUCUCUGUGACACUGAUCAGCCAGCUGUGCCCGAGCAAAUAGAGGCCUUCACUCAGCAGCGCUUGGAAAAUAAGGGAGAAAAUUUGACUUAUGAAGAGGCCACCAGAGCAGACAGUGAAAGAUGGCUGGAGGACACCACUAGGAACUCCUGUUCUGGAGGAGACUUAAGCGAACUCCCAAUGAUGUCCUCUCCAGACCUUAAAGAAUCCGAUUUGGAACCUGAAGAAUAUUCCUCUUUGUGUGAACUAGCUGGUUCUGAGCAAAAAGCUUUGACCUACGACGCAUUUACUCCAGCAGAGAAUGCCCCAGCCCUCUCCCUCCAAGACACACCAGGUUCAGCAGAAGAAAUGGCAAACGCGGCAGAGAAAGCGAACACGACUCCUUCCCACUUGUCCGAUCAGUCUGUUAUCCUCUUAGGCCCAGCGGUCGGCACAGAGACAAAAGUGAAAAGUUGGUUUGAAUCUUCUCUGCAUCACUUGAAGCCUGAGGAGGAGGCAGCAGGAGGUGAAAGCUCCCUCCCAGACAAGGCAGAGUUGGCGCCUGCUUUGCUGGUGAAGAAUCAAGCCUCACUGGAAAAGGUGCCGAUAAUACCGGAACCAACCUCUAGGGGCAAAAGUCUUCGUAGUAAGAAGGUCCACUGCACGCUGUCGGGAGGAGAAGAACUUGUCCAACCCAUAUCGAGCCCAUGUACAGGGAACCAGGCAGCUGGCAUGGUGACCGGCACAUGCCCGGGACCAAACAAUCUGAUUGAAAUGCCAAGUAAGGAUGCCCACGGCCAGACUCCCAGGUUUCCAGCUGAAGGCUUGCCAGCUAGGAUGUGUACCCGUUCAUUGACGGCAUUGACUGAACCCAGGAUGCCAGAUCCUCUGGAAGGCGCAAAGGCCUCAAGCCCUCAAGAGAAGUCAGGCAAGAAAUCAGCUUGUGCCUUGAAACAGAGAGCUGCUUUCAAAGCCAGGAAGGCUAAUGGUAAACCUCCAAAGCCCAGCAAUCCGGCUCCUCCGCCGGCUUCAAAUUUGGGAGAGAAUGAGGAGUCUACCAGUCAUAAGGCCAAAGAAGCCGAUGCCAUCGAAACAGACAUGAAAGAUCAACAGUCCAUGAUCCUUCGCUCCAGGACCCGGACCCAGGAGGUCUUCCACACAAAGCGGAGGAGAGAGAGAAGUGCCAUAGAUGUGGGGCUCAAGGAUGGCAAACCACCCAAGAAGGUUCUUCCAAACAACCACUUGCCUGUCUCCUUCAAGAUCAGUCCCCAAAGCAGGUCUGAGAAGGAGAGCAAGCUGGUGAAAAGAUUGGCACUCCCUAAAGCCAGGCCUGGAAUGGGCAGCAAGAUGUCUGAGCAGCCGCUUCACACUCUGAAAAGGAAGUCUGCCUUCAUCCCGCCAGUUCCUGCUAAGAAGCGAAACUUGGUUCUGAGGAGCAACAAUCAUAGCAGCAGCAACAUGAAAGACGAGAAGCCAGAAACUUCCCCGGGUCUCUUCAAGAGAAUGCCGUUGGCCAAAAAGGCAAAAGCGAAGCCGUCUCCCAAGCACUCCUGCGAAGCAGUGCUCAAAUCCCCUCAGGCGAAAGAAAACCCCGACGUCUGCAUAAAAAUCACCUCUCGGGCCGCCUUCCAGGGAGCGAUGAAGACAAAAGUGCUUCCCCCGAGGAAAGGCAGGGGCCUGAAGCUGGAAGCAAUCGUCCAGAAGAUCACCUCUCCCAAUAUGAAAAAGUUUGCCUGCAAAACAGCCACGGCAGCCGUCUCCUUCCCUGUCUCCCCUGCUGCCACCUCCCACAGCAAUCCUCUCAGCCCUUCCCUACCGGAGAGGGAGCAGGCCUCAAAGAAUGCGAGCAUAACCCCAGCAGUGGGGGAAGCUAGGCCAUUAAACCAGGCCGUGUCACAAAAGGCUCCCGCCGCUCCAGCAGCCGAGCAAUUAUGCAGAAACCCGAACAACAGAUCCUUCAGAGGAAAACUAAUGAACAGUAAGAAACUGUCCUCCAACUGUUUCAAGGGUGAGGCCUAUUCAUCUCCUGAGCCGUUGCAGCACAGCAGUGACGGCAUGGCUGCGAGCAGCACCGGCCUGCUGCCCAAGAAAAGGAACAGAAAAGGGAAAGCCGCAGCCUUCCGAGCCGCCAAAAAUAGCUUGGAGAAGUGCCCUCACCUGAGCACUGCUCUGCUCUUUGCAUCCAGGGAGAAGGCAGCGGCGACAACAGCAGGCAGCAUUGACGAGGGACAAAGGGAGGGAAAGAAGGCAAAGGCUGAAGACAAAGGCUUCAGCAACACCGAGAGCUCUGAAGGAAGAGGCGCCCAGGCCCAAACCAGGGCACAGAAGCAGCGAGCCAACCAUUCCAGCUACAAUGGCUACACCAAGAGACAAAGGAAGCACCUCAGCCGCAGGAAGGCCCAAAGCGUGCCUUCAAGGUGCAAGAGCAGGGUCAAGAGGCGGCACCAGCAGCAGACGCCUCUGCUGAGCCCUGCCGAGCCCGAAAUCCGGCUCAAGUAUGUGUCGUGCAAGCGGCUGCGGGUAGACAGCCGAGCGCCACCCUUCUCUCCUUACGUCCGGGUGGAGAAGCAGGAUGAGUUUGUCACCACCUGCACUGUUGUCAACUUCCCCGCCGAAGAGGCCAAACUCCACAACGAACAGCGCUCUUCGUCUUUGUCGGCCCAGGCUGGGUUUUUUGGGACCGCCUCCCUGCAGCCCCGGGCAAUCCUACCUCUUUCGUCCACAAUGCACCUCGGCCCAGUGGUCUCCAAGACCCUCACCACCACCUGCCUGGUCUGCUGCCUGUGCCGGAAUCCAGCCAAUUACAAAGACCAGGGGGACCUCUGUGGGCCGUACUAUCCUGAGGACUGCCUGCCAAAGAAGAAGUCAAGGCUGAAAGAGAAGAUCAAAGUGGAGGGGCUGAGCGAGGAGCCUCCCUCGCCGUCUCUGGCAGAAAGACUGCUCAAAGCGACAGAUAAUAAUUGUGGAACGAGUACGUUCGGUGGGAAGCCGCCAAGGUUGGACAGUGGCGCUGACUCAGCGAAACAGAGCGCUCUCCGCUCCAGUUCGAGGGGGAUGUUUAGGAAACUACAAAGCUGUUACUGCUGCGAUGAGAGGACAGAGGGAGAGGAGGUGGCGGCGGCAGCAGCAGCAGCAGCUGCCGCUGAAAAGCCCAGGAGGCACGAGUGCAGCAAAGCUGAGUCCCCUCCUCCGGAUCCUGCCGGAGAUACACAAGAGCACUGGGUCCACGAGGCCUGCGUUAUAUGGACAGCUGGGGUUUACCUUGUGGCAGGAAAGCUCUAUGGACUUCAGGAGGCAAUAAAGAUGGCCGCUGAAGUGAGAUGUUCCAGUUGUCAGCAAAUAGGAGCAACCAUUGGCUGCUGCCAUAAGGGGUGUGCCCAAACCUUUCACUACACAUGUGCCAUUGAUACAGGUUGUUUGUUAAGUGAAGAGACCUUCUUGCUGAACUGCCCUAGACAUAAGAAGCAGCCGUUAUAAUGGAACCGGCAGAGAAGGGAAGGCGUCACCUCCACAAAGUCGCAGUUCCAGGGAGGGGGCUCAGGCAGCAGCUGUCACCAAGAUGAACUCUAUACGGGAGAGGCAAAGAGAAUGUAAUCCAGCCCAGUUGCCCUCCUCACCCUCCACCCCUCCUCAACACUUCCUUUGCAAUAGUUCUUCUUUAGGAUGUGAACAGACCUGGACGCACGCGGAUAUCCCUCGUUCCACCUCCAGGGCUGGCAGUUUCACCCGAGCCGACCCCAGAAGGCACAGAACUCCAGCCCUCCUUCUAAGCAUCUUCCAGGAAGCCCAUCCAGUCUCAUGGCAGGCUUGGCGGCUCAGGACCUUUGGCUCCAGUUCCCAAUUUUCUCCCUUUCCUUUGGCGUUCUUCCAAGAGCCGUUCCAGGUUGGCACAAAAAAAGCUGAAAGCCAGUUCCAGGCUUUUCUCCUUGCUCUUUCUUGGAACAUUGCCCAGAGCCAGUUCAGGAGAGAAGAGAAACUCUGGUUCCAUGUUUUCAUUCCUCCCACCUAUCCCCCCCCCCCAUACACACACAACCACAUAGGAGCUGUAACCAAUACUGAUAAGCUAACAUCUUCCACCUGGGACAUGGCUACUGACAAAACCUGGCCUGGAGCUUAUUUUGGGGUUGUUGUUUUUUUUAAAAAUUGUGCUUCUCACAGUGAAUCUUGAGGAUCGCCCGCCCCCUCCCCUUACUUUGGAACUUACAUCCCUUUGGCCAGAUUUAAUGGGAGGUCUGUAGCCAACAGGUUCUUGGGCCCAGCCCAAGUCAUGAUAACCUUUCCAGACUUUCUCUACAGAGGAGUGGUGAGGGCAAGGGGUUAGGCCGCAUGGGUUCUAGCAGGGGGCGAGAGGUGUCGGCGUACACAACAGUUCACCUUGUCUUUCUUGGGCAAUGCCGGACUCCGAAAGAGCUCUCCAGGCCUUCCUCCGUAUCUUUUUUCUGAUCUGAUCUAUUUUUGCCUUCAGCAAACCUCAUGGUGCGUGUGCGUGUAUGUGUGUAUCUGUAUAUAUAUGUGAUCAGCGUGUAAAAAGAAGCGCCCCAAUGUUUUUCGAAACAA